UUUCUCAUCUCAUCAUGUGCAAUUCAAUGGAGAGUUUGAAUCAACUCUGUGCAGCUGAAAUCUGUACAACUUUGGUAUCUUCCGAGAAAGGAUGUGCUCUUCGAGGAUUCCUCUGUCCUUGAAAUUUUAUGUUGCCAAGUGAAAGUUGUGAUCUAUUACCAGUAUAUAUUUGGCUGUCUUCUACCUAAUUGUUUUGCAGCUGAUCCAUCUAAUUCUGUUCCGAUGAUCUUCGUUCUUCUUCUUCUUGUUUCUCUCUUGAUAAGCUACAAAUUCUUAGUUGUCCUAUUCAUUCAUUUAUGAUCUCUUUAUCUGCAGCUCCUUUCCCAUCAACUUCUCCUAACAAAAUCCUCUCUUUUUCUUGCUGCCUUUCAUAAAUUUAAUGCUUUUGGCGGUCGCUACAAGAGCUAAAGUAUGUUUUCAGCAAGGAAAAGCUUAUACUGUAGCUGUGGACUGAUGAAAUAGUGGAGCCGAUGGUAUCCUCUCAUCCUUCUCUGGUAGGCUGAGGAAGCUCUUCAGCAAGCCAUCACUCUCAUCGACCGCAGAAACCUCGAAAGUUGUAUUCCGCAACUUCCCGGGAAGCGUCCGUGGAUUCGAGCUCAUGGCAAGGUUCUGCUACAACAAUGGCAGAAUCCAAAUAACCCCUUCCGAUGCGUGCCUUCUACAUUGUGUUGCAGACUACAUGGAGAUGACAGAGGAUGCCUCUUCCUUCCCAAGCUUGAUCAAGCUGACUGAAGUUUAUCUACUGGGAAUACCAUGUUGGUCAUGGUCUGAGAUCAUGAGUGCCUUGAGACAAUGCCAAGACUUCCUUCCAUCAGCCAUUUCCUCAGGCAUCCUUGACAGGAUUAUAGACUCCGUAGCAGGGAGGAUCACCACAGCUGGUGUUGGUGAUACGACUCCAUCAGGCUCCUCUCCUGAGAGCUCGGCUUUCCGAUUCUCCUGUGACACAAGAAGUUCUAUAAGCACAAGAAGCGGCAUCCACCGGGCAUGGUGGUUCGAGGAUCUUGCACUCUUGAACACUGACAUGAUUCAGCAAGUCAUCGCGAGCAUGGUUCUUCAGAAGGUAGACAAUGUCAUGAUCAGUAGGUUCCUGUUCUACUACCUCAAAUGCGGAGCUCACGGUUCUCCAUCAGAGAAGAGGAAGGCCACUGAGACUGCCAUCGACCUGCUCCAUUCCCUCGAUAGAAGCUGUGUUUCUUGCAAGGGCUUGUUCAACAUCCUCCGAGUUGCUUCGUCCCUGAGAUUGAGCAAGUCUUGCCAUGGCAGACUGGAGAACAUGAUCGGCAGCCAGAUCGACCAAACAACACUGGACGGUUUGCUGAUUCCUGCUCCGAUCGGAAUUGGCAGUCUUUAUGAUGUGAGUCUUGUUCUAAGGUUCUUGAAAUCUUUCCUUGCCAGUGUAGGUCAGGCAUCGAUGACUCGAAUGAAGCGGGUGGGGUGCUUGAUCGACUCGUACUUGGCUGAAGUUGCCCCAGAUCCUUCCUUGGAACCCUCCAAGUUUGCUGCGCUGAUCACAAUUCUCCCUGAUGCUGCAAGGGAUUCUCAUGAUGCAAUUUACCGAGCCGUUGACUUGUAUCUUGAGGUUCAUGGUGAACUAUCAGAGGAAGAGAGGAUGAAGAUUUGCUAUGCCAUAAACCAUGAUAUGCUCUCAUCAGAAUCCUGCAUGCAUCUUGCUGGGAAUCCGAAAUUUCCAUCAAGAACAGCAGUGCAAGCACUCAUUUCUCAGCAAUCAAAGCUCAAGAGUCUACUUCAGAACACAGACUCUGCUCCUCCCAAGGAUAGUAAACACAAGAAGAAUCGAUUUGAUAACAACAAGCUUGAUUGCUCCACGGACAAUGAGAAACUCAGUGCCCAAUUGCAUGAGAUGCAAUGGAGAGUAACAGAACUGGAAAAGAUCUGUAAGAAGAUGCAAACACAGAUGGCAGAAGUCAUGAAGAACACAAUAUCAAAUCCAAGUGGUUCCAGAUCACUUCCCAUGCUUUGUUCCCGACUAAUCCCAUAGGGUUGAACUCACAGCAAUCCACAUACUCUUGUACAGAUCAUGAACAAUCUGUUGGUUCCCCAGCGUAAGAAGAUUAUGCUUGUCUCCUUUCCUACACUCCUAAAGCUGAUUGAGAGCAAUGCCUUUGUGCAGGUGAAAAUGAAUGAUGUUGGAUUGUUCCCUUGA
Musa acuminata AAA Group (dessert banana) is the source of this 2164-nucleotide messenger RNA. Its product is annotated as BTB/POZ domain-containing protein At3g22104. Lineage: Eukaryota; Viridiplantae; Streptophyta; Magnoliopsida; Zingiberales; Musaceae. The record is from RefSeq and is a predicted model, not a curated record. Gene Ontology annotation, molecular function: protein binding. Bases 599 to 1999 code for a protein of 466 amino acids. The transcript is spliced from 3 exons.